This is a messenger RNA of Penicilliopsis zonata CBS 506.65, 1899 nucleotides long. RefSeq lists its product as hypothetical. Gene Ontology annotation, molecular function: flavin adenine dinucleotide binding; monooxygenase activity. The transcript has 2 exons. The coding region runs from base 1 to 1899 and encodes 632 amino acids. The record is from RefSeq and is a predicted model, not a curated record. Lineage: Eukaryota; Fungi; Ascomycota; Eurotiomycetes; Eurotiales; Aspergillaceae.
AUGGCUACCGUCGAAGUGCAGUCGAUUCCUUACCGCCAGCUCCCCCUAUCGAAAGACCGCAUCGUGCCUGGCUCGACGAAUGUGCCUAUCGGUCGAUUCCCCCAAACAACCUCUCUCUCCUCCAUCGACGCCGCUGCAGUUGCGUCGCAGCUCAUCUCCGACUUCAACACUGCCCUCAGCCGCACCGACUACGAUGCCGUGGCCGCCCUCUUCCUGGAAACAGGCUACUGGCGCGACCAUCUCUGCGUGACGUGGGAGCUCCGGACGCUCAAGGGACGAGAGAAGAUCGCCCACGUCCUCAAGACACAGUGUAACGUCUCCCAGCUGGCCGUGGAUGAUUCGACUCCCUUCCGAGCACCCCAUGUCGGACCAAUCGAUGCCUUUGGGGAGGUGAUCGGCGUCGAAUUCUUUGUCUCCGUGACCAGCAAGGCGGGAAACGGGCGUGGAGUCGUCAGACUGGCAGAGGAGAAUGGCCAGUGGCGUUUUCUGAGUCUCUUCACCUCUUUACAUGAGAUUACUGGUCAUGAAGAACGUACCUAUCACCGUCGACCCCGUGGUGAUGAGCGAGGUGGGCACCCUGCCUCUACAAACUGGCUGGACCGACGCAAGAUGGAUCGGGAAUACAAGGAUAAGAGUCCGGCAGUGUUGAUCUUGGGCGCCGGACAAGCUGGUUUGACCGCUGCUGCACGGUUGAAAGCGUUGAAUAUCGACACUCUGCUCGUCGACCAGGUCGACCGGGUCGGCGACUCGUGGCGGAAAAGAUACCACACUCUCGUGCUGCAUGAUCCCAUCUGGUACGACCACCUGCCCUACAUUCCCUUCCCAUCCACCUGGCCCGUCUUUGCGCCCAAAGACAAGAUCGCCGACUUCUUCGAAUCGUAUGCCUCCCUGCUCGAGCUCAACGUGUGGACCCGCACCACCAUCGUCUCAUCCGCCUACGACGAGACCACCAAGCGCUGGACUGUCACUCUCGCCCGCCGACGUGAAGACGGCUCGAGCGAGACCAGAACUCUCCACCCACACCAUAUCAUCCAAGCGACAGGCCACUCUGGCGAGAAGAACAUGCCAACCUUCAAGGGACAGGAUAGCUUUCGCGGAGACCGUCUCGUACACAGCUCCGAGUUCACGGGUGCUAGACAUAUCAGCCCAGAGAAAAAGAAGAAGGCAGUGGUGGUCGGAUCAUGCAAUUCCGGGCACGACAUUGCCCAGGACUUUUACGAACACGGCUACGACGUGACCAUGGUACAACGCAGUUCGACCUGUGUCGUGACAGGCAAGUUCAUCACAGAAAUCGGCAUGAAAGCUCUGUACGGCGAAGACGGCCCCCCCACCGAAGACGCAGACGUUUACCUCUGGGGGAUUCCCACGGAACUGUACAAGGCGCAGCAGCUCAAGGUGUCAGGCGUGCAGGCCCAACACGACGCAGAGAUCCUCCACCGGCUAGAGGAAGCAGGGUUCAAAGUCGACAGCGGGCCCGACGACGCAGGCCUGAUGUUCAAGUACCUCCAGCGCGGGGGAGGGUAUUACAUCGAUGUCGGGGCGAGUCAGUUGAUCGCCGACGGCAAGAUCAAAGUCAAACACGGCCAGGAAAUCGAAGCUAUCACGCCCACCGGGCUGUUGUUCGCCGACGGAUCGACUCUUGAAGCCGACGAGAUCGUCUGCGCUACGGGCUACCAGAACAUGCGGACCCAGUCCCGCCUUAUCUUUGGCGAUGCAGUCGCUGACCGGGUCGGAGAUGUUUGGGGGUUCGAUGAAGAGGGUGAAAUGAGAUCUAUCUGGCGGAAGAGCGGGCACCCGGGGUUCUGGUUCAUGGGCGGCAAUCUCGCCCUCUGUCGGUAUUACUCGCGUAUCCUGGCGCUGCAGAUUGCUGCUGUAGAGGCCGGUCUUACUCCUGCUUAG